UUUCCUUGUAGCCAUCAACAAUCAUGGACGAGAAACAAAAUGUCGAAUUACUGCCGAUCUUUUCAACAAUCGUUGGCUGGGGUUAUUUUCUCGCUUGGUCGAUCAGCUUUUAUCCUCAAGCUAUCUUAAAUUGGCAAAGGAAGAGUGUACAAGGACUUUCAAUGGAUUUUGUUUACUACAACAUUUAUGGAUUCCUAUGUUAUUGGGUUUUCAAUAUGUCAUUUUAUUUUAGCGAAUCGAUUAAGGAUGAAUAUAAGGAGCGGAAUUCCUCAAGAGACUCUACCGUGCGUUUCAACGAUGUCAUGUUCGCUAGUCAUGCACUGCUUAUCUCGUCAUUUACUUUAUCACAAACGUUUUAUUACAAGAGGGAUUCCGCACAACAAUUAUCAAAAGGUGCAAAAUAUUUUAUAACAUUAUCAGCGGCAGGCGUGUUACUCGCUAUAUUUGUCAAAACAUUGAUAGGACAGCAAAAAUUAAUAAUGUGGAUCGAUAUUUUAUACUUUUUGAGCUAUAUCAAACUGAUUAUCAGUCUUAUCAAAUAUAUACCUCAAGCUUAUUUGAAUUAUAAGCGUCAGUCAACAAUUGGAUGGAGUAUCCAUAACAUUUUAUUGGAUUUCACCGGUGGACUACUGUCUAUAACACAAUUAUUUCUGGAUGCAUUCAUAGACGGUGAAUGGAGCAAGAUUACAGGAAAUCCAGCAAAACUUGGACUAGGACUUUUGUCAAUAUCGUUUGAUAUUUUAUUUAUAGUGCAACAUUACGUCUUGUACAGUCAUGAAUCACCCGAUGUUAAAUGGAAUACAGAAGAUGAGGAAAGAAGGAGACUUAUCAGCGAGAAUCAAGUGCCAAGUGUCCCCAUCUGAUCCUAACCAUUUUUUGAAUGAAUCCAUUUUCCAUUAUUGAACACACACUCCCCGCCUCAUUUUUUUUUUUUUUUUUUUUUUUUUUUAUUUAUUUAUUUU
This is a messenger RNA of Mycotypha africana, 962 nucleotides long. Its product is annotated as PQ loop repeat-domain-containing protein. Gene Ontology annotation, cellular component: fungal-type vacuole; vacuolar membrane. The coding region runs from base 24 to 863 and encodes 279 amino acids. The transcript is spliced from 9 exons. The record is from RefSeq and is a predicted model, not a curated record. Gene Ontology annotation, molecular function: L-cystine transmembrane transporter activity. Lineage: Eukaryota; Fungi; Mucoromycota; Mucoromycetes; Mucorales; Mycotyphaceae. Gene Ontology annotation, biological process: L-cystine transport.